UCCAAGUUAGCAGAUGGUGUAAGAAGCAAUGAUGGCAUACCAUGCCUUCCAAACAAGACUUUGAACGUCGGAUCAAGUUCAUUCGGUUCCCAGAACAAUAAGGAGGACGGGUUACAAGCUGUCAGCAGUCAGCAUGGGAAGAUGGAUGCUGAUUCAAAGUCUGGGAAAGGUGAGGAUGGUUUGCAAGCUAUCAGCAGUGAGCAUGAGAAAAUGGAAGCUGAUUCCAAGUCUGAGGAAGCUAAGAAUGGCUUGCAAGCUAUCAAUAGUCAGCAUGGGGAAAUGGGAGCUGAUUCCAAGUCUGAGGAAGUUAAAACUGAUUCUGAUGGAUCUGGCCAGGAGAAGGCGGUAUUCAAGAAGCCAGAUGCCAUCCUGCCCUGUCCACGGUGUGACAGUACGAACACAAAGUUCUGCUACUUCAACAAUUACAGCCCAGACCAACCCAGGCACUACUGCCGGGGCUGCAAGAGGUACUGGACUCACGGGGGAACUUUGAGGAAUGUCCCUGUAGGUUGCAAGCGCAGAAACAAGGAACCAUAUAAACGCCAUUUUCCCACCCAGCCUUAUGAUUAUACCACAGCUGCUAAUGGACAUGUUCCUGCCACAUCUAGCAGCCAAUCUGUUCGUCCAGGUCCAGCAAAAGAAAAUGAAGCAAUUGCAGCUUCUGGAUCAGAAGUGGUGCUUCCUAAGUCUACAUCUCCAGUACCUGAUACUACAGAGCAGAAGAACACCACCCAUGUUUCCUUGGGCCCUGGUGACGAUAAGGAACAAAAAUCAGGCCUACCACCUGCAGUGGCAUCUGGUUCCUCAGAAAAUCCAGUGCCAGAAAAGGUGGGCAAUUACAUUUCAGGGUACCGUAAUGGCGUGACAGUGCCUCCUCCCCUCACUCAGUCUUACCCUGCUGCUGUCACGGCGUAUACUGACUUCUCAACAGAUGGUGCUCAAGGGUUGGGACAUAGUGAGGUCAGUCCUCUUUCAUUGCUGCUAUCAACGAUGUCAGACCUAGGGAUUCGUGCACCUGCUGUUCCCUUCCCUCAGCCUCAAGUAGCACCUCCUUUCUGGGGCCGCAAUCCUGGCUGGCCUAAUGGAGCGUGGAGUGUGCCACGGCCUGCAAGUAGUGUCACUACAAUGCCAUAUCCUCCUCAAAACAGUGCUACAAUGCCAUAUCCUUCUCAAAAUACAAUGCCAAGUCUUCCUCAAAAUACAAUGCCAUAUCCUUCUCAAAAUACAAUGCCAAGUCUUCCUCAAAAUACAAUGCCAUAUCCUUCUCAAAAUACAAUGCCAAGUCUUCCUCAAAAUACAAUGCCAUAUCCUUCUCAAAAUACAAUGCCAAGUCUUCCUCAAAAUACAAUGCCAUAUCCUUCUCAAAAUACAAUGCCAAGUCUUCCUCAAAAUACAAUGCCAUAUCCUUCUCAAAAUACAAUGCCAAGUCUUCCUCAAAAUACAAUGCCAUAUCCUUCUCAAAAUACAAUGCCAAGUCUUCCUCAAUUUUCAAUGCCAUAUCUUCAAGGCAGUUUUACAAUGCCAAAUCUUGCUCAAGGCAGUGUUACAAUGCCACAUCUUGCUGAAAACAGUGUUGCUAGUUCAGGAAGCAGUUCUUUGACUUUGACUUUAGGAAAGCAUCCAAGGGAAGCUGAUUCGCAGGAAGAAGAAAAGGCAGAAGAGACAUUCUGGGUCCCUAAAGCUCUCAGAAUCACUGACCCGGAGGAGGCUGCAAAGAGCUCAAUCUGGGACUCUCUAGGUAUCAAGCCUGAUAAGAGACUCUUUUGCAAGUGUUGCCACUCGAAGAAUCUGAAAAAUGGAAAGACACCAGAAUCUCCAGAGUCUGUGCAGGCCAAUCCAGCAGUUUUUUCUGGCCCCUCAGACAUUUCAGGGGAGGACCUGCAUAUGUGAUAUCAUACCCCUUAGACAUUUCAGGUGCAGAAGCAAAAGAAGAUACCGGAGGAUGGUCAAUUUUCCUUCAAGUGUUUUUCUUGAACUUAUGUGCUGGUAAUCGCAGCACUUCGACAAUCAACUCAAACCUGGCAAAGACUUCGCCAGUUUUCCUUUUUUUUUCCUGUCGAAUAUUUAGAUUGGUCUGAAGUUUCUGACUGCCCACAGGAGUGCUUAUGCAAAUACUUUAGGCCUGUGAGUUCAUGUCUAGAAAGACUUCUAGUUGGCACCGGUUAAAGUUUUAGUGUAGCUUUGUUGAGGUCAUGGAGUGAGGUAACUUAGGUUCAUGAGCGCAUGCAGAGGGACAAUCACCAUUAGCUUGUAUAUGGUUCUGCUGGCGUUU
Molecule: messenger RNA, 2272 nt
Organism: Panicum virgatum (switchgrass)
Lineage: Eukaryota; Viridiplantae; Streptophyta; Magnoliopsida; Poales; Poaceae
Product: cyclic dof factor 2-like
Exons: 1
Coding region: 142-1890 (582 amino acids)
Biological process (GO): regulation of DNA-templated transcription
Molecular function (GO): DNA binding; DNA-binding transcription factor activity
Source: RefSeq, a predicted model, not a curated record